CAUCCCCCUUUUACGGUUAACCAGCCGGACAGGCUUUAUUUCUUCUUCUCUGAGGUUUCAACGCAGCCGGUGUUAUCAAAAUUACAAUACCGCCAUCUAGUUGACUUAGGCCGUUAUGAAGGAAACGGUUUCAACGCAGCCGGUGUUAUCAAAAUUACAAUACCGCCAUCUAGUGGACUUAGGCCGUUAUGAAGGAAACGACAUUUAUCAUCACAAAAAUGUAUGGACGAGGAGGUGGGCUGCGUUUAGACGCUGGAUUGGUGCAGACAGGAGGAAACGAAACGGACGAGACGUCAUCGCAGGGUCAUCAGAAUCCCAGCUGGGAUUUAGCAGUGAUGCCAGAGAAGCUGAGAGCUCACAGCACCUCAAGAUUGACAUCCCCUAUGAGUCGGCAGAGCUCUGCAUCGCUCAGAUUGUUGAGGACAUGAAAGUAAUGAAGAAAAGGCAUCUGCAAACAGUACAGGAACUAGAGGCGAAUUUCCAGACCAAAACUCAGGAAUCACAGGAAUGGAUCAAGCAAAAAGUCACAUUUCACUAUCAGAACAAACUGAAUACCCUGAGGAGAUUCUUGGAGGUCUAUCGUAACAAUGUGGAAAAGAAGAAAGCCGACUGGGAGAAGAAAGUCACAGAGCUGACUGCUCAGAAUGAGCAGCUGCUGGUGGAGCAGAGAGCAGAGAGGAGAAGAUGGAAAGAAGAGGCCCUACAAUGGCAGGAAGAAAAGAGCAAGAUGCUGGAGCUGUUCUCCAGCAGGCUGGAUAUCAUGCACUGCCACCAGGCCUCCACAUUGCAUGAGCUGCAGAUGGCCAGACAAGAAAUUGGGCAAGUUCAAGAAAUGUUGACAGUUUCAUCAUCACAGGAGCCACAUGAAUCAGCAGAGGAGGAGCAAGGGUCAGUUAACAAAGAACAAACUAUGACAUGCGCUGUCUCUGAUCAGCCACUGGAGGGAGCUAAUGCCCGGUUGGAGGAGCUUAAGGAGAGCCUGUAUCAGAAGGAAAGGGAGAUCACUGAGUUGCUGGAAGCAGAGAGGAGCCCCAUCCCUCCUAUCCCACAGCCACACUGCAGCAUCCUGCUCCCCAUUGUCAUAACCAAGGCCCAUGAAAUCACUAGUGCAGUGGCUGAGUCAAGAGCUCUUUUGGACCAAAUGAUUGAAGACAAUCAGGUCGCUCUGGCUGAAGCCCGGGAAAAACUGCGUCUGCACCGUCAAAGCACUAAAGAAGACAGCAAUGAUAAAGAAAGGCCCUCCAAUCAAGAGGGAUCAGAUGGGUCAAGUUUGUCUUUUCUUCAAGAGGCAGUGAGGGAGUGUGAGGUCUGUCAAAUUGCUUUGGAUUGCCUCAGAACUGGAGAAAGCCCUGUUUUGAAUGAUUGUGAAAUGUCUGAACUGGAGGACCUUGUGGGACAAGAGACACUUUCAACCUCACAAAGGUCCAUAAAAGUUGUUGGCCAUCAACUUCUCCUGCUGCAGGAUCAGUUGAAGCGAGAAAAGGAAGAGAAAAAGAAAGUGAUUGAGAAUUACACAACAGAAAGGGCAAUGAGGAAAAAAUAUUACAACAUGGUGGAAGAAAUGAAAGGUAAAAUCAGGGUGUUCUGUCGAAUCCGUCCAGUGUACCGCAGUGAAGCCACACAGGGUGGGGCCAUUGUGGUGGAUAAAUUAGAUGAUUACUCUGUUUCCGUGGAAACUCCCCGUGGGCCCAGAGAGUUUCAGUUUGAUAAAGUGUUCAGUGCAGAGGCCUCUCAGGAAGACUUGUUUCAGGAUGUAAACAGGCUGAUGCAGUCAGUCAUCGAUGGCUUCAAUGUUUGUAUCUUUGCCUAUGGCCAGACAGGCUCAGGGAAAACCUUUACCAUGGUUGGGGACAAAGAUCAGAAGAACCCUGGGAUUAUGCCUAGAUCGUUUAACGCCAUAUUUAACAUCAUGCAGGAGAACACCUCUAAAUUUGACUUCAAGGUUUCCGCCUAUAUGCUGGAGCUGUACAACGACAGGCUGCAGGACCUCUUUGUGAGCCAGACGGGUGAGGCCCAUGCCCAAACACAACCCCAUGGCCCGACUAGGCGGGUGGAGAUCAAACGGAACAGAAAGGGGGUUGUGUUUGCCCAAGGAGCAGAGACAAAGGAGGCUUCCAGUGCCCAGGAGCUUUAUGCACUGUUCCAGCAGGCUUGUGCCAACCGACACAUCUCCGCCACCAAGAUGAAUGUGGAGAGUUCCCGCUCUCAUCUUAUUGUUGGCAUCAUGGUGGAAAGCAGGAAUCUGACUAAUGGGAGUGUGAACUCAGGAAAGCUAAGCCUUGUCGACCUGGCAGGGAGUGAAAGGGCAGCAAAGACCGGUGCCAAGGACCACCAGCUUAAGGAGGCAAACUCGAUCAACAAGUCUCUGAGUGCCUUGGGUGAUGUGAUCUCUGCUUUGUCUGCAGAGCUGCCGCAUGUACCGUACAGGAACAGCAAGCUAACACAGGUUAUGCAGGACUCUUUGGGUGGAAACGCCAAAACCCUCAUGAUUGUCAACAUCUCCCCAUCAGAACACAACCUUGAGGAAACUAUCACUUCCCUCAUUUAUGCAACCAGAGUGAAGGCCAUAACUAACAACGCUCAGAGAAAUGUGGACAGUAAAGAGAUCGCCCAGCUGAAGGAGGUGAUCAUGAAGCUGAAAUCUGGACAGACAGUGGAAGAGGUGGAUGUCUGAGGGAUGCGGAGCUGCAUGUUGUGUUUUGUGUCAUGUUUUAAUCUUUCAUUAAAAUCUAUAUUCAUUUUCAAUACUGGAUAAAGAUCACAAUGCUGGAAAAUAACAUUUGUUUUAUUGGAGGAUUGCAGAGUAUUUGUAAAUGGAUACUGAUGAAUGGAGCUAAAUCAAUAAAUGUCCUUUAAUUCACUAUGUGUCUAAAAAAACAUGCAAAGAAUUUGUACUUCAAAGCACAAUCCAGUGUAAGUAAAAAUUCAAUGCA
Cyprinodon tularosa is the source of this 2933-nucleotide messenger RNA. RefSeq names its product kinesin-like protein KIN-14E (gene kifl). The coding region runs from base 116 to 2674 and encodes 852 amino acids. The transcript is spliced from 23 exons. Lineage: Eukaryota; Metazoa; Chordata; Actinopteri; Cyprinodontiformes; Cyprinodontidae. The record is from RefSeq and is a predicted model, not a curated record. Gene Ontology annotation, biological process: microtubule-based movement. Gene Ontology annotation, molecular function: microtubule motor activity; microtubule binding; ATP binding.